This is a messenger RNA of Anarrhichthys ocellatus (wolf-eel), 4764 nucleotides long. RefSeq names its product nectin cell adhesion molecule 4a (gene nectin4a). The record is from RefSeq and is a predicted model, not a curated record. The transcript is spliced from 11 exons. Gene Ontology annotation, cellular component: adherens junction. The coding region runs from base 376 to 2220 and encodes 614 amino acids. Gene Ontology annotation, biological process: heterophilic cell-cell adhesion; homophilic cell-cell adhesion. NCBI's taxonomy places the organism in Eukaryota, Metazoa, Chordata, Actinopteri, Perciformes, Anarhichadidae.
GAGGGAGGGAGAGAGGGAGGGAGAGAGGGAGGGAGAGAGAGAGGGAGAGGUGUAGCUCUAACAGGUGUAUCUCAAACAGGUAAAGCUGCUCCUUCUUUUUUUCUGAAGGGCAAACAUGAUGGCGUGUGCUUGACAAAACAACACGCAACCAAACUGAGAGGACGUACACUUUCCACAAGGACUGAGUUUUUACAGCUGUAACAUAUUCCUCGCCCAGGACGGGACUUUGGAAGGGAUCAAGGAUGGAGGCAUGAGUCCGCCUCAGUGCUUCAUGCAUGCCUGCCAUUUAGGAUACCAUUACCUGGACUGAUGAGCUUCAUUUCAGUGCUGAAAUUGUCCCAGCUUGUGCACAGUUAACAAUAACUGCCGAGGAGAAUGGCACCUCUGCCGACCAGACUGUCUGUGUGUCUCUGUGUCCUCUGGAUCUUUGUUGCAGUGAUAUGGGGAGACUUUGUGGAUCUCCCUCCAAACGAUUCCAUACUCUCCCUGGCAGAGGAGGAGACCGUCCUGCCCUGUCGCUACCAGCCACCUGGUAAGACUGUGGUGGUGCAGGUCAGCUGGUAUAAGGAGAAACUCGACGGCACUAAGGAGCAGAUCAUCCUUGCACACCAUUCUAAUGGACAGACAGCGUUUGGGACAUGGUCUCGACGUGUGCGCUUUAAAAGCAGCGAGCCCACCGUGGACUCGUCUCUGGUCAUCAUGAGCGCAGAGGUCUCUGAUGAGGGGCAAUACAUCUGCCGCAUCAGCGCCUUCCCCGCCGGCAACUUUGACAGAGAGAUGUCACUCAUCGUGUGGACCGUUCCUAUCUCCUCCCUGGACCCUGUGAUUCUGGUGGAGGGACAGUCCUACCGACAGGCCGCUUCCUGUCGCUCUGUAGCCCGCCCGCCUCCCCGCCUCUCCUGGGACACUGACCUGACUGGCCAGUCCGUCAAUCGUUCCUCCGACAACGGGGCGGUGUCCUCGCACUACUCCCUGCACCCCCUGAGGAGCAUGAACGGCAAGAAGCUGGACUGUCUGGUGUGGCAUCCGACUAUAGUGGGCCCCCGCAGGCUCAGAAGCAAGUUGGUGGUGCACUUCCCUCCGCACGCAGAGGUGUCUGGCUACAAUGGAGACUGGUCCAUUGGUUUGGAGAAUGCUGCCCUGAGGUGUGUGAGUGGAGGAAACCCCGAACCACAGAGUUUCACCUGGAUCAGAAUGGGGGGAGAGUUGCCGGAGGGUGUCAUCCCCCACCCUAAUGGAACACUAGUUUUUGGGCGACCCCUAAGCUUGUCAGAUGGAGGCACCUACCAGUGUGUGGCGAAGAAUGACGUGGGAGUAGGCAAGGCGGAGGUGGAGAUUGGUGUGGGAGAAUCCCAGAGGCAGAGCGGGUUUGAAAACAUGCUGAUAAUCAUCGUGGGGGGCAUAGCCGGGGGGCUGCUGAUCUUGAUGCUCAUCAUCGUCAUCACCCUCAUUUGUCAUCACAAACGCAAGAACAAAAGGCUGGAGAGGGAGCUCACUGUGAGGAAUGAGGAAAUAAGCACUCUCUCCAGGCAAGCGUCUUUCAAGAGAGUGAACUCCGUCAGCACAGACGCCAGAGGAACGACAGAGGAAAACAUCCCUCUGAGGGUGGAGGGAACCUUAAGGACCAGCCUGUCUUCCCUCGGGGAGCAGGCUAACUGCCGCGACAGCCCAUCUACUCUCUCAGGUGGACGGGGAGGAGGGGGAGCAUUUGACUACCUGGGCAGGCCAGUCCUGCACAACAACACGCGGAGGGGAAGAGACAGGCCCCUGGACAGAGACGAGGAGAACCGACUCAGAGUGGAGACAUACGUGAGAAACAGCGCUAUUUCUUUACAGGAAACUCGUUUCCACCCUCCCCUCACGCCAUCAGCCAUCCCAAGGAUACAGUCCACUGAGAUUGUAAGACAGCUGAACGGCAGCGCCAUUAUCCCAACAGAUGGGGGUUCACAGCCAGGAAGCAUCGCCAAGAUACACCAGCAGCCUCCUCUGAGCUACCCACCGGUAACAGACGACGAGGAUGAAAUAGAUGAAGGUUUGGGGGGUCCCGCCAGUCAGGAGCAUCCUGAUGACCAGGACAGCGAGACCAACAGCUCCCCGGUGUCCGAGGCUCACAGUACACGCUACCAGCAGACUAAUGGCACACUCAGACCCAAACCCCGGCCAAGCUCCACCGUGGUCAGUCCUCAUGCCUCCCUGAUCCACAAGGCCCAGAUAGUUUAGCGAGCAGCUGGGAAAUGACACGUGAAACUGCAACACUGGCCAGCUCUGGUCUUGGAGGUGGUUCAAAUGCAGAUACACAGGCAAUGUUUGGUUUCAGUCAAGAAAACCAUUAUGUGGUCAGGUAUGAACAAUCGGCAUCUUGACUCAAAUGCUGCAUCUUUUUUAUUGUGUGGGAACAUGGUGCAAUAGAAUACAAUCUUAAAAAGAAAAGCUCUACUCUGAAGCAUCUCCUGGAUAUUUCUGGAUAUCAAAUGUCUGCCGGAUGUUCUGUGAUCAACAGUGUGUUGUGUAUUCCUCGGAAUUACUGGCACAAACAAAGACAAUGUCGCAGUAUUUCCAGUGCAGCUACUACAGCGUUUAACCGCAGACAAUAUUCCUUGCUCGUCUUUCGCAAUCUGUUGCUCUGUAACGAACAGGUGAAUGCAGCUGACAUACUUUUUGUGGGGGGUGUCGAAAUUAAUAGGAAAUCGACAAAUUCAGGAGGAGUGGUGCAGUCUGUGGGAAAAUUGGUACAUCAGCAGCAUACAUUGCAACACCUCUGUAAGGAGGGAGGAUUCAUGCUGUAGUGGAAUUCAAUGUAUCAGUAGCUGUACCCGUGUUAGGUUCCCUUACACAACACAGUUUGGGAUCUGAUCCAAACUGUGGGGUUGUUGCUGUCUUGCCACACCUGCAACAUGCAUACCUCCACAUUGUCUUGCUGUCCUUUUGCCUUUGACUUUAAGCACUGAGACAUUUUGGAUCAGAUAAAGGCUUCAUACAGACAAAACACGAAAAUGUGUCCUAUAUACAUGUAGUGAUUUGGUGAUCUGUAAAUCUGGACAAAUAUGCAAAUUAUUUCUUUCAAAAGAUACUUUUAUAUAUAUUUUUCAAAUCAUCAAUACAGUAAAUAGUAAAGCAUACACAUAUAGCAGACUGAUAAUGAAUGUCCCCUGUUCAGGCUGCUAUGCGAGGAUGGUAUUUUUAACAUAUUAAACACACACACUAAAUAUAUAUAGGUGUGUAUAAAUGUUGUGUACCUCCGUGUAUGCACACACAUACAAAGUGGAUGAAAGCUGAAAGAAAUACCACGUGUUUGCAAUGUACAUUUUAAUUUUACUUUUUUUUCGACCGAUUGCUUGCUACUUUUGUGAAUACAUCUGGACUUUAACACCAGACCGUAGAGACAAAGGAAGGCUGCCAUGAAUGUGGACAUAGCUUACUGUAUCUGUACGUUGCAACAUUUCUUCUGCCAGCUGGAUUUUUUUUCAACAUCCAAGACAAGAAGAUGCCUUUUCCAAGGAGAAUUUGACAUAAACCGGUACAGAUUUUUUGUAUUGUGGCAAAACCAAACAUGUAUUAUUUAUCUGUAGAUGAAUAAUAGUGGAUAUGUUUGUAUACAUCAGUGUUGGGUUCUGUUACAGCCCCGAUAUGGGAAACAAAGUGCCAUAGGGAAAAUAUGAAAAAAAUCACUUUUGCUUUUUUGGCAAUUAUGAAGUAUUAUUUUGUUCUCACAUGUAUACAUACUUUAUGUUAUCUUCUGUAGAUACAACACAAAUAUGUACCAUUGCAAGUGCUGUUUUGUAUUUGCUGUAGACAGUGCCCCCUGAUGUUUACUGCUGGAAAGUGCAGGGACCUGAAUGAGCCUAAUGCAAAACGACAGAACGAUGAAAGACUCUGCAUUCCACUGUGAUUCUGAAAAAAAGGAUCUUCCUUUCUGGAUUCUCAUUUAUUUUAAGGGCUAUGUAUGGGUAUCUGCUUGUAUUGAUGGGUUGGAAAUAAAUGUGCAUGUUUUUUGUAAAACUCUGAUGCUAACUAAAACUAUUUUCUUUUGUAAAUAGGGGAAAGUACACUGACAUUUAUUCUGGCUUACCUGUGAAUUGUUUGUUGAGACUCCUGUUGAACUUUUGCAGGGGUUAAUGUGCCCCGGGCAGGGCCAUUCUAAAGGACCAAAUGAGCUGUGGGCCUGACUGACGGUUCCUCAAAUUCUAGGUGCGUAGUCUAUGUGUCCUGUUACAUUAUGCUUGGUGGGCAGUUUAAGGUGAGCUUGUGGUACAAAUUAAUUCAAGAAAAAACACCAUGUACGCAUAACAUCAACUACAAACUAAAAAGGUAUUUAAACUAGAUUUUGACACAGGACCAUACAGGGCAAGAACAUAACUGGUAAUAAUGUAUGAGGACACCACAUGGCUGUUAUAAUUUUAGUUUUACCAAACAAACCCUUACCAAACUAAUUUACACUUAAUUAAAUUACCACGAACCAAUUUACAACAUAGCAAACACAGUGUGACCCCUAGGGUCUGGGAGCCUUGGGGCAGUUGCCCACUUUGAGUUGCUGGUAAUCCAGCCCUGGUCCUCAGUGCAGGCACCUCUUAUUAAAGUAAGGUAAAGUUGGAUGUUCAAUUAUAAGGGUUUUAUCAUGGGCUGCAAAGUUCCAUCACAAUGGGAGAAUGUACAUUUUACAAGACUGUUUUAAUAGUUUGGUUGAAACCCCAUUGUGUUUAGAGGGCCUUGACAUGAAAGCAUGUACCACUGUUAAAAACCAAACAAACAAACACACAAAUAAGA